ACUGUGAUACGUCCAGUCUCAGUGCUGGCACGCGAGCCACGUUUUCAACACUCAUCAUCGCCUGCUCGUACUUGGCAUCAUCAACUCCACAACGACUUCUAGCAUCAAACAGCAAGAUGAGGUCCUUUGAGUCUCUGUUCAACGACUCGCAGUGGGAGAUCCGCAUCCCCAACGCCCACAUCGAAUCACUCCACGAAGACUACAAGGCGGUCACCCAGGCGAAACCCAGGACUCAUGUCUUCUACGACGAGACUGUAUUAUUCUUCCUGCAGAUUUCACUUCCAGAGGACCUUUCGACCCUGCACGAGGAGACCGCAAGCCAGGUUGAGGAUUUUUUCCAGGCGCUUGAAAUCCAAGUCGAGGCAGCAUACGUAGAUCCUCUUUCAUUGGUAGCCUCAGGCGCAGCAGGACAGAACGCCUUGUACAAGAGUCCAAACGGCUCGCGCCCUGCAAGCGGACAGCAGCAUGCAGACAGAAGAUUAUCGACCAGCUCCCCAGGAUUUGGAGCAAGACCUGGAUACAAUGACCAGGGACGCAUCGAGUCGACUAUGAUGUAUACUUACGCCUACAAUCCAGCAGAUCCAGGAAAGAAAGUUGAGAUCCGGCCAAUUAAUGGAUUAUGGACAGCUAUCUUUCCCUUCUCGGUCCCGGUCUCAUUUAUGGCGACCAAGAGUGCCAACCCUAUGCUCAUGUUGAGUGCGCAUGUGCUGUUCCGACCCGCAGACCAAGUGGUCCCUGUAUCGACACCGAUGGACGAUCAAUACAAUCUCGAGUGUUUCAGCAUGGUCAACCUUCUGGAGGGCUUGUCUGACGACCCCACUUUUGCUAUGGCUGUUGUCCCCCAACAUCACUAUCGACCGGAUACACCUCGCGCUAGGACUCAGCAACCAAUGGCACCAGUACUGAGACGAAGUGUAAGGCGAACUAUUGCAGCACGUUCUGCCUUAAACGUUCGGAUGAGGACAACGCGUGUUUCGCCUACGGAGAACCCUGUCAUGAUGUCGAUUGAGGUUGAAAACAACUCGGAACACGGCGCAAAGUUCAAAACAACCCAGCUAAAUGUGGAGGUCACGCAUGCGGUGGUGACGCCUCUAGGCUCCCCUGAGCUAACAAAGCUGCCGAUGGUUCUGAAUUCAUCAGAUCAUGUUACGUUCUUGUACUCAAUCUCAUUCCUGGACAACCCUGAGUGGCAACCUGAGAGUCCGUUGCUCGGCAAUGCACCUUUUGAACCGCACAGUCGACACUCGAGUGAAAAUUUGGCACGUUCAGGAUCCUCGCGGGAUGCUCAGCGCAAAGUGACCAUUUUUCUUGAAGGUAUACCUGAGGUGGACGGCGUUCAGGGCCAGAUGAUCCAUUCGCACUGGAACUGCUUCUUGGAUAUUACGGAUUUGAGGACGAACGAUAAUAUGCCAGGAGCAGCAAGCGUUUCGUCAUCAGGUCCAGCGCAGAAACAGUUGUAUGCACCCCAGCCGUCUCAUCCGUCUGGAUUACUUCCUUCACAACACUCGACUUCAGGGACGCCUACAAACCCGCAGGGCCAUCAUCAACAUCAACUUCACCAUAGAAAUCGAUCGCUGCCUUCAAGUCCACAGCCUCCGCAAGGUCUCCAAAGGAACACAUCACUUGCGCGACGUGUCUCGAACGGCAGCUCACCUCGCGUCGACAAUAAUCGCCCUUCGACUGGACCUAACAACGUUGGAGAAUCACGCGCGAGACGAUCGUCAGUAAAUUCGGAUGGUGCGCCAUCAGCUCAGCAGCAACGAAGUGCGGCGCUCAGCAGUGCAGGCCGAAAAAGCGGGUUGGGAGGCUGGGGUUAUGGACGCUCGAAUAACGAUAGCUCACAGGGACUUGCACCUGUGCAGGAGGGGUCAUCGUACCUUUCUCCAAUGGUUGUCGCUGAGAGUGAGGCGGGGGGCCACGAUGAAGAAUCAUCGCAGGGGGGUGUCCAUUCCCAGAGCGGCCGACCCGCCGUCAACGGAGCUUUGUCGCCUGGUCUGGGAUUGGACUUGGCCAACCAGGCAUUGACUGGAGUGACGCAGGGUCGGACUGAUCAGGAUAGUGGCGAUGGCAUUGUCGUGUCCUUUGCAGUUACGGAUCGGGUGGUUGUAGGGAAAAUUUUCAACUUGGAGAUCUUUAUUGUCAACCGAUCUCGCCAUAUUCGACGCUAUACGCUUGUGGUGCCCAACAGGAAACGCGCCAAGGGUGGCGAUCCAAGCCAAGGAUCCAAGGUGCUACCACCACUGCCUAGUGGCGAGCGCGCCGUUGUCCAAAAUGUACCAAUUGACCCAUACAUGGAAGAGCCAGAGCUCUUGCGUCGCCAUGUCGAUAACGAAACUACAGAAGCGGACAUUAUCUGCUUAGAGAACAACAUUCGACUGAGUCCAUUAUACCCAUUGACCUGCCAGAACUUGAACCUAAGGUUCAUUGCGAUCAAGGAACAGUUGCAUACAAUUGACUUGGUACAGUUGGUGGAUAAUGAUACAGGAUUCGUGACCAACCUGCGGAACUGUCUCUGCUUCAUGGCCGAGGCAUCAUUUGGUGCUCUUUCACAGCAGGUGCCAGAAGUACGGAAGUGAAGCACAUAUAGAACAGACACAAAGCAAAAUAACUACAGGCAUAAUAAAGCGGGCUUGUAAUGGAUCCAAGUUGGCAGUGGGUGGUGAAUUGUGCAUUUUGGGCUGCGACUGCGAACUAAAUU
Molecule: messenger RNA, 2698 nt
Organism: Gamsiella multidivaricata
Lineage: Eukaryota; Fungi; Mortierellomycota; Mortierellomycetes; Mortierellales; Mortierellaceae
Product: TRAPP trafficking subunit Trs65-domain-containing protein
Exons: 7
Coding region: 117-2576 (819 amino acids)
Biological process (GO): intra-Golgi vesicle-mediated transport
Cellular component (GO): TRAPPII protein complex; trans-Golgi network
Source: RefSeq, a predicted model, not a curated record